ACAUUGUCACUUAGUAAAGACAAAUUGUGUGAAAAAAUAAACCUACUUCUCGAUUAAUUAAUGUAUAGCUAAAGUCAAAAGCGAAGCAUCUAUCCAAGUUAACUAUUCAAAUACAAUAUCAAAUCCAUUGAACAAUGUUAGUCUGAUUCCGUUUUCAGCGUCCACUUGAUGAUAUUUUACUAAUAAUCUAUGUGGUUCAAUUUGUUAUUAGAGGCAUUUGUGGACCACUAAUUAAUGUCCAACCAAGCUAGCACCACACCCCACAUUCACGUCCUGCAUUUUUCCUUAACAUAACAUAACCGAGGCAACGCACUCUCCAAUGAACAGCAGAAUUGAUUUUUAAAGUGCAUCAGUCAUCACAUCAUAUAAUUAAAAUUAAAAUUAUGUAAAAUAUAAACAUACCCAUACGGCCAUACUUAUCAAUAAUAUAUAAAACCGAAUAAAGUAAAAAGAAUUAUAAAGUAAAGGAAAGUUCUUACUUUCCUACUCAUGGAUGCAAUGCUUGUGCAGAGAAAAGCAAAUUAUGUCUGGGGAGACCAUAAAUUUGUUGUCCCCCCAAAUGUCCUAACUCCUAUAUGUGCUUUUCUUAUAUAUCACUCUCACUCCAUUGAGACACAAAGAAGACACUAACUCAGCAUCUCAAAAUGAGUAUUCACUUCAUCUUCUUGUUUUUGUCACUCUUUUUUUUCCAUGUUUGUGUAGCAACCAAUAUUAGCAACAAACAAGAAUAUUCCAAACAAAAGACAAACCCAUUCAGCCCAAAAGCCUCGCUCAUUCGCUAUUGGAACACAAAAAUCUCCAACAAACUUCCAAUCCCUAAUUUCUUUCUCUCUAAAGUUUCCCCUCUCACACCAUACCAAUAUGCUAACCUCGUAAACCUCCUCAAACAAAAACCCUUCUCUUCAAAAUUCCAUUAUUCCCUCUGCUCCACACCAUACUUAUUAUGCUCCUUCGACCACCCAAACAAACUUCAACAAACAAAAACUACCAAACGAGACGACGCAAACUUCGCCGUUUACUCAAACAAACGCUUCGCGAAUUAUGGCUCAUCUCAACUUGGUGGAGUUGACUCGUUCAAAAACUAUUCAAACGGGUUAAACACAAACAACGACUCGUUCAAACGAUACAGCACAACCUCAACUCGCCACGGUGGGAAUUUCAACAGUUAUGCAGAAAACGGCAAUGUAGCUAACACGAACUUCACCAGCUACGGUUCCGGUUCAACUUCCGGCACCGGCGAGUUCAAAAACUAUGAUAAACUCGUCAACGUCCCUAACCUCGGUUUCACCACCUACGACUCCGCCGCAAAGAAUCAUGAACUCUCUUUCUCAAGCUACGGUAACGAAACAAAUUCUGGCUCUCAAUCGUUCAAUAGCUACGGGAAACGCGUUCGAAGCGGUAACAGCGAUUUCACCAAUUACGCCGUUGAUGCCAACAUUCUUCAAUCAACGUUCACUAGUUACAGUGAAUUGGGAACCGGCGCCGCCAAUGAUUCUUUCAGAUCGUACAGCUUCAACGGUAACAAUCCUCGGAACAAUUUCAAAACAUAUAGCGCUGGCUCCGAUUUCGGUUCCGAUACAUUUAUCAGUUACCGGGAUCGCGCUAACGUCGGCGAUGACUCGUUUCAAAGCUACGGUUCAAAAUCUAAAUCCGGCACUGCUUCGUUUGCAAACUACGGCCAAUCGUUCAACGAAGGAAACGAUACUUUCACUGAAUAUGGAAAGGGAUCGUCCGGUAAAACCGCGUUUGGAUUCAAAACUUACGGGUUGGGACGCGCGUUCAAAGGCUACAACAAAAACGGCGUGUCGUUUUCAGCUUAUAAUAAUUUCAGCGCGUUCAGUGGCAAAAUAGUGAAUAGAUUUGUUGAGCCGGGUAAAUUUUUCAGGGAGUCAAUGCUGAAGGAAGGGAAUGUAAUGAUGAUGCCAGAUAUUAAAGACAAAAUGCCUGCGAGGAUGUUUUUACCCCUGACUAUUUCGUCGAAAUUACCGUUUUCAUCCUCGAGGUUGGGUGAAGUAAAAGAAGCGUUUCACGCGCGGGAGGGUUCGGCGACCGAACGCGUGAUAAUUAACGCGCUGGGAGAGUGCGAGAGGGCUCCGAGUAUGGACGAGACAAAACGGUGCGUUGGAUCUGCUGAGGGUAUGAUUGAGUUUGCGGUUUCUGUAUUGGGUCCCAAUGUGGUUGUGAGAACAACUGAAAGUGUGAAGGGGUCAAAAACGAGUGUGAUGAUUGGAAAAGUCUAUGGAAUAGACGGUGGAAAAGUAACUAAAUCAGUUUCAUGUCAUCAAAGUUUGUACCCUUACUUACUGUAUUAUUGUCACUCUGUCCCCAAAGUAAGAGUUUAUGAAGCUGAUAUUCUUGACGUGGACACAAAGAAAAAAAUUAAUCAAGGAGUUGCCAUCUGUCAUAUUGACACGUCAGCAUGGGGUCCAGAGCAUGGUGCUUUCUCAGCUUUGGGGUCAGGACCUGGAAAAAUUGAGGUGUGUCACUGGAUUUUUGAGAAUGACAUGACGUGGACUACUGCCAUCUGAGGAAGGAAAUCUCUCCUUUUGGUUUAUUAGUUAUGGAACACGUUGUCGUCUUUUUUUUUUUUUAGAGUUUUGGAAUUCUAUUUAUGAUUCUACUCUGUGUCGUGUUGUGGUGGUUUGAAUCUCUGAGUAGGCGUGACUCAUGACUUUUUGAUAUUUUUAAUUUCUUUUGCCUUUGAGAAAUUUAAACGCUUGUGUGAGAUUGAAUAUGUUGAUUUUAGUAUUUAAUAAUAUUUGAUUUAAAAAGA
Messenger RNA from Cicer arietinum (chickpea), 2773 nucleotides. RefSeq names its product polygalacturonase 1 beta-like protein 2. NCBI's taxonomy places the organism in Eukaryota, Viridiplantae, Streptophyta, Magnoliopsida, Fabales, Fabaceae. The record is from RefSeq and is a predicted model, not a curated record.